Molecule: messenger RNA, 958 nt
Organism: Diachasmimorpha longicaudata
Lineage: Eukaryota; Metazoa; Arthropoda; Insecta; Hymenoptera; Braconidae
Exons: 4
Coding region: 486-872 (128 amino acids)
Source: RefSeq, a predicted model, not a curated record
UGCUUCUUGCUGGUGUUUCUCGCGCUGUCCGAGCGCGGUGAGUAGGGGAUUGGGGGAAGGGGAAGGAACUAAGGAAAGGGGCUCUCCAACGGUGUGUAUUGCGUGUAUGAAUCUAGUAAGAAAUAGGGGGCGUGCGGAGGGCAAAAAUCAACAUAACCUCUAGGGUUAUGUUGCCUCGUCACAAUAUAUUAUGUGUAGUAGAGUGUACGGUGUGGCUUCUCACGCAGUUCCACGUGGUUCUUUAUGCGGUACAGAUAACCUGUGUUUUAUGUAAUUUUUUAUUUCAAUUUUUGAAAAUAAAAUAUGUGUGAUAGUGAUAACUUAGAAGAUCAAAGUGAUCAACCGUGUGCAAAGAAAGAGAAACUAGACUAUGGCAUACUACCAAGUCAUCAUUCUCAACAAUCUUUACCGGCAUCACAAAAUAUUAUUAUUGAAACUGGACGCCAUCCUGAUCAGUUGAACCCAAGGCAUACUAUCAAUGUUGUAUGCAGGCCAUCCGGAGGAAGCGGGCCUACCUGAGGGAGGCCAAUGCGUGGCUGCGCUGGGAGGACGCAGAGGGUGAAACCCUGGAAGGCGAAAAUAUUUUCGCCAUCCAGGAUUUGCACGCCAGGGGCGCCAAAUGGUUGGCGGAUUCGGAGGACGAGAAAUAUCUGCGCGGAGCUCGCUGGGAGGGAGGUGUCGGCCCAGACACCCUGAGAGCGCGGUGGGUCCGCGCUCUGAGGCGCGAGGCGCGUGGCCUGGAGGCCGAGGGCGAGCAGCUGCUCGCUCUAUACCACGUGGAGGAUGUCUGGGCGCUAAGGAUCCUCUUCGGGGAGGAGCCCCCUCAACCCGACCUGACAGAGGAGAAUUGGGACCUGGAGCAGUGGGACUGAGGCCACUGCCCCCCCCCUUUCCCAUUUAAUUUUAAAUUAAAAAAAAAAUUUAAAAAAAAAUGUAUUCUAGGAUUAAGUUUUUUGAA